Esox lucius (northern pike) is the source of this 6269-nucleotide messenger RNA. RefSeq names its product protein inhibitor of activated STAT, 1a (gene pias1a). Gene Ontology annotation, molecular function: SUMO ligase activity; zinc ion binding; transcription coregulator activity. Gene Ontology annotation, biological process: protein sumoylation; regulation of transcription by RNA polymerase II. The transcript is spliced from 15 exons. Bases 411 to 2438 code for a protein of 675 amino acids. The record is from RefSeq and is a predicted model, not a curated record. Lineage: Eukaryota; Metazoa; Chordata; Actinopteri; Esociformes; Esocidae.
GAUACAGUGACAUCUGUGAGGACCUGUGUUACCCAUCUCUCCCGUCCCCCUUGCCCUCCGUCUUCCCACCGGUUUAGUUUCAGUUUAAAGGGCUUUAUUGGCAUGGGAGGCGUUUGUUUACGAGUUUCAAAAGGAUAUUAGUAAUGGAUGCACGACACAUCAGUGUUGUUGUGCCUAGUGGAACCCUUGCUGUUAAUAGAUUGCCAGUGUUCCAGUUUCCCACUAAGCUAAUGAGUAUGCUGAAUGACAAGUUCGUCUUCUGAGAGCUGGCGCAAAACAUUUUUGUUGGCCAAAAUAUCGACCCGGAACCAUGACAAAAUCUCAAAUGUGUAUUCCCAGCAUUUCCCUUUUGUUCAUUUAGUAGCAGUGGCCCGCUGCUGCUAAAUUGUCCGCCGCUCCAAGACAAGCAAAUGGUGAUGAGCCUGCGGGUGUCAGAACUGCAGGUUCUUCUAGGUUACGCCGGACGCAACAAACACGGACGGAAACACGAGCUCCUGACCAAGGCCCUUCACCUCCUCAAAGCCGGCUGCAGCCCGGCCGUGCAGAUGAAGAUAAAGGAGCUUUACCGUCGACGCUUCCCCACCAAAAUGCUCUCGCCGUCGGAACUGGCGCUGCCCGGGCCGCACCAUCCGGCCUCCGGGGGGCCGCCCGGUAGCGGGGUCAUCGCCGCUCUGCCCGCCGGCCUCAGCCGGUUGGCGUAUGAGGGCCACGGACACGGCGGAGUGCCGUCGCCGGCCGCCCUGCUGCCCAUGUCGCUGCUGGGGCCCGGCAAGCAUGAGCUGGCGAACCACCCGCCCACCUCAGCUACGCUACACCCGGUCCACCCCGACGUCAAGCUGCAGCGGCUGCCCUUCUACGACAUGCUGGACGAGCUCAUCAAACCCACCAGUCUAGCGUCAGAUAACAGCCAGCGCUUUCAGGAAACGUGUUUUGCAUUCGCACUGACACCACAGCAAGUACAGCAGAUCAGCAGCUCAAUGGACAUAUCGGGGACCAAAUGUGACUUCACAGUACAAGUUCAGUUACGGUUCUGCCUAUCAGAGACGAGCUGUCCUCAGGAAGAUCACUUUCCGCCCAACCUGUGUGUGAAGGUGAACGGGAAGCCAUGUAACCUCCCGGGUUAUCUUCCACCAACCAAAAACGGCGUGGAGCCCAAGCGUCCCAGCCGUCCAAUCAACAUUACCUCACUGGUCAGACUGUCCACCACGGUCCCCAACACCAUCGUCGUAUCCUGGACAACCGAGAUCGGAAGGCACGUACUGUGUUUUCAGAGCUACUCGAUGGCAGUGUACCUGGUCAAGCAGCAGUCGUCCACAGUGCUUCUGCAGAGGCUACGGUCAAAAGGCAUCAGGAACCCAGACCACUCCAGAGCCCUUAUCAAAGAGAAGCUAACUGCCGACCCGGACAGUGAGAUCGCCACCACCAGCCUGCGUGUGUCGCUGCUCUGUCCGCUGGGCAAGAUGCGCCUGAUGAUCCCGUGCCGGGCGCUGACCUGCUCCCACCUGCAGUGUUUCGACGCCACGCUGUACAUCCAGAUGAACGAGAAGAAGCCCACCUGGGUGUGUCCCGUCUGCGACAAGAAAGCCCCCUACGAGCACCUCAUCAUCGACGGGCUGUUUAUGGAGAUCCUCAACAGCUGUAUGGACUGUGACGAAAUCCAGUUCAAGGAGGAUGGCAGCUGGGCCCCCAUGAGGACAAAGAAGGAUGUGCAGGAGGUCUCCUACAACAACGGAUUGGAAGGCUCCCAUCGGGCCGUAGGGGAGCAGAGGAGCUCAUCGUCCCACAAUGGGAGGAGCAGCAGUAAGGUCAAGGUGGAGGUGAUUGACCUGACCCUGGACAGCUCCUCGGAGGACGAUGAUGACCAACCGCCCCCCAAGAGGGCCUGCCCCUCCCUGUCCCCCACCUCGUCCCCCGUCGUCAACAAGGGAGUGUUGAACCUCCAUCACCAGGCAUCUCCAAUGAGCAGGACACCCAGCAUGGCUGCUGUGGACACCAGCUAUAUUCCUCCUGUACCGCCUCUUAUCCAGGACUACAGACCUUAUUAUCACCCCCCCAAUGACCUCACAGAUCUGAAUUUCUUCUCCUUUCUCCAAGGGGACAAUCAUCAGCACUACAACAUGGUGAUGGCUGCCGCCGCUGCCGCCUCGGCCUCGGAUGAACACGACCUCCUGCUUAGCCACUUCCGGCCCUAUGCCACCACCACCUCCUCCUCCUCAUCGUCCUCCCAGAUGUUCCUGGACCAGUCGGGGGCGCCGUCCUCCGGGCCCCUGGUUCCCGUCAACAGCGGGGGCGGUGGCCUGGUUUCCCCCGGCAUCAUGCGGGACCCCCACCCCACACACUCGCACACGCACGCCGCCGCGGGUGGGCACUCCAGCGCUGAGGUGGCCGCGGCUGCUGCCCUUUACGGCGCUAUGCCCGACGUGAUCUCGCUGGACUGACAGUUAGUCGGCGACUAGCGGCUGGGUCCAGGACAAAGGCUUUGUUAGUUGUCGGAUGGAGAGAGUGCGGUGGGGCGGGCCCGUUCGGGCCGGGGCUCUGGUUUGGAGGUUACAAAGGCUGACCUCAGAACAGCGUGGCGGCUGUAUGCGGUGGAGGCAGCCCUAAAGGGCGCGGUCAGACUGGACCCACCCAGGAACAGCCUGGAUGGAUUGGACUGGGACCUGGUGUGGUGAGACCGUCUUCAGUACUGCCGUUCCACUACGCCGACCCAAGAUCAGCGAGUCGUCAGAGAGGUCUGCGGGCCUCGUCUGUGGAGAAUGUGGCCCGGUACUGCCCGGUACUUACAAGAGACGCUAGCCGCUCAGAAAACAGAGGAAGGGUUGUUUGUUUUCUUUUUCUUUCUUUUUUUUCUUUUUUAUGAAGAGAGCAAAGCAGUGUACAGAGAACAAAAAUAUAUUUUCUCUUUUACUUUUGUACAUUAAUUAACUGUCUGUCCUGUGAGUGACCUCUUACUAUUUGGAACUGGAGACUGAAGAUGUAUCCCCCACCACGCAGCUAUAUGCAGAUACAUGUGCUGCCCUGCGCCAUCAUUUAAACCUUUGUAUAUCUUUACCUCUACUGUCUUCAAAUCAUCUUAUAAUUUGAUUUUGGCUCACGGCAUAUACGUCCAUAGCAUUACAGUGUUAGCGUCUCUUGACAAGUAGUCAUUUUCUCUAAAAUCUCCACUCCACUAAUUACUGUAGGAUUUCCUGUUCAGGACAGUACGUUUCCCUUGGUUGACAGUUCAUCGUACAUUUUAUUUUGUGUUACGUGUUUAAAUUAUGGCAUUAUUAGGCGUUCUUUAAGGAUUUGAGAUUUUGAGGAAUGCAGAGAUGGGUAAAAUUUGCUUUUUGAUCUGUUCCGUUUUUCUUCCGCCUCAGACCCUUCAAUAGACCAUCUGUGCUGUCAUGUUCAUAUACUGAUACAUUUUAGGUUAAUAACUCUGCUAGAUAAAGAAUGUCUAACUCGAAAAGGGCAAUUUUACACUUAUUUUAAAUCCCCCCCAAAGAAUCUGAUAGAAUUGUUUACUUGGCCAAUUGUAUCAUUCUGCACAAUGCCAAGAAUGUUUUAAACUCCGCCCACACAGACGUACCGGUGAAUGCCUGGGAGCUUUCAGUUGAAGGAUCUUUUCCCAAACACACAUUCUUCUUCUCUUGGUUUUCUCUGUUUAUGAAUCACCACAGCAGAUCACUGAGAUGAACACAGUAUUUAUAAUAAUAACACUAUUUAUCUCAUAUUGCCACUCUCUUAAUGGGGAAGCGGUUUCCAUCCAACUCAACUGGUCUGAGUUCAAAUGGAAUUGGCAGAUUUCGGUGAGGGUGGAACUACUUGUGUUUCAGAGGGGAUGGUAAUGUGAUACUGUUUUGUAGCUUGGGAAGCUGGCAGGCCUUGUCACUGUUUUUCCUGGCUCAAAUAGAAAGGUAAAGGGGAGGUCAUCAAAAUCACAUUCAUUGAGUACAUUUACACAUUUGACUCGGGGAAAUGGUACUGCUUGCAAUUUACACACUAUAGAGGCAGAAUUGAUGAGGAAUUUACACAAAGUUGACAUUAGUGUACAAAAUAUUUUUAGUGAACAUGAGUAUGAACUCCCUAGUGAGGAAAGGAAGGUGCAGGACAUGGGUCAGAUCUCAACACACUGCUGGUGGAAGACACAUGAGAUCAUCACUGGAACUGAAGAACUGCCAUUAAGGUUCAUUUACAAGACUUUGAAGAAAGUCUAGAUUGUCACAGUGAUGUCAGUGUUUUUCACUUUUCUGCUGCGUCAGUUACCCACCAACAUGGACAAUCAGAAGAGAAAGUGCAGGGUUUGUCCGGGGCAUCCGUAGUCAUUUUCCAAAGUCCUUUGCUGUGGAGACAACAGGCUCUUACAAAGGCAAAUAUUUUAAAAAUUUUCUUGGGUAGGUUCUUUCUUCCAAGGUACAUGAAAGAGUCUGUGGGUGGAUUUACUAGUCAUUACCUACUUAACCCUGUCUCUCAGAGGCCUAUUGCACAAUUAUGCUGUUUGUCCUUGUAGCCAGUGUGACGUUUCUGCAGUGUCAUUCUCCCAAGGUCUUUGAGCUCCAAUCCUCUGCCUUGACUCUUCACUGCAAGCCUAAUUAGUUUCCCCCUCAACAUAAUUACUUGUGACACCGCGCUCAAUCACUCUCCGUCUAGUGUCCUGAACCAGAGCAAACAACAAAAACAGACUUUACAGCCAAUCAAUAUGGACUCUGUGGCGACUCUCUUUUCCUUUCACUCCUUCUUGCCUCCUGGCCCCCCCUCCACUCUUAAAUGAUUGGGUCUUUGGUUGCAUCAAAUGUGUUUUUGACAAUGUCUUCUGAAUGAACAUUGUUGUGCAGUAUUUUAUUUAUUUUUUAUCUAUAUAUAAAUAUUAUAUAUUUUUACACUUUAUUUCUGUGUGUGUAUUUGUCGCUGCCAUACACCAGUUCCAUCUGUGUUUUUGCUGAAUCGUUAUUAAUUUAAUGUGCUUUUUGGUUUGUCUUUAGCUGUGUAUUGUCAGAAGUAUAGUUUAACUGCUCAUACAGAAUCACGUGUUUUCCUAGGCGCACUUUGAUCAUCUUAACUUUGUGCUUUUUCAGGGUUUAGGGUACCCUGUUGGUUUAGGGUACCCUGUUGGAUUAGGGUACCCAGUUGGUUUAGGGUACCCAGUUGGUUUAGGGUACCCAGUUGGUUUAGGGUAGACUAACAAAGUGCGACUAAGAUAUUUAGUUUAUUAGGCCAGAUGUUUUAAAGUUUGUCCAAUCACAGAUUUAUUUAUUUGGAUGAUUGAUUUUAUUUUAGUUUUUGAUUCUAUUAAUCAAGUUUCUAGGGAGCGUAUGUCGUUGCAUGUUUUUCCCCCCAUUUGAAAUGCCCAGGGUAGCCUUGUGUGUUCGUGGAAAGGCCUUAUUCUGAAGUCCUCCUGAUUUGGUAAUAUUGCGAUGUAUCCCCAGUCUUGGAUCGGUCAACGGUUUUAGCUUGGCAUUGCUCUCUGACCAUCGUCGCAUGAAGUGGUGUGUAUUUAAACAGAUGCUAUCCACAUCAGUUGUCCAUUAUCUCAAUCUCCAUCACCUUCCCACGACGCUGGUUCACCUACACGGACACAGGCAUGUGGACACUUAUGCUGCCUUGUGCUCUGUCUUCUGUUCCUCGUGGUUCUUUAAGUCACAUAGUUGCGCUUUUCCCUGAUAUUGGGUUUUCAGCCAAUGUCUGUAAAUUUACUGACUUAAUUAUUGUUAUGAAUAGUUGCCAUGGCGAUGUGUUUAGGACACUUGAGUGGACGUUGACCAAAAGCAUUGGAGACUUCUGUUGAUCACUUUGUGUAUGAUAUGGCUGUCUGAAGAUGGAUAAAGGGAAAAUGUUUCAGAUGUUUUUGUAUAUCACAAUGGAAAAGUGACAGACAAUUGUUCAAAUGUGGGAGUUUGAAAAUAUUAGUUAAUGUGUUUUUGACUCAUCCAAGAAACAUGACAGGAAGAAAUUCAUUUAUAUAUUUUUAGAUACAAAUAGCUGUACUAUAUAGUGGACAAUAACUUUAAAAAUGUCCAAUUGAUUAACUGAAUUUCAAGACUGAUAAGUUGACAUUUGCACUCACUGCCUUAAAAUCCCUGAUUCUGUUUUCAUAUUUCCGAGCAGAUAAUAAAAAGGCUUUUCAAGAAAGAUGAGGACAAAAUCUUUGUACAGUAGACCAGUGUCAGUUUGUAUAAAGUAUUAAGUGGGAAAAAAAUAUUUAUUACUUGCAUUGGAAGAAAUUGUUUACUUAUUAAAUGUUAUCUGUUUAUGUAGGAGUUUAGAUGUAAUAAAACGCAUUCUGUAUA